GAAGAGGGACAGCAGGAGAAGCUGGAAGUGGAUAAUUAGCUACCCAUUAUUACCCGGGAGGCCGGCCGCAAUUAUUCUCCUCCUGUUAUCAGUUCCAUUCCUUAAUUACCCCAGGCAGAAGGAGGAGGAAGAGGAGCAGGGUUCUGCUUGAUUUGGAAGGGUCGGUCAAUUCUUUGGCACUCCAGGCGGGAAUUUGGGAGGCAGUUAAUACAUAGCUCUUGUCUUGAUCGGUUCCGGCGAGCGAUCACCACCGCCGCCGGUGGCCAUUCUGCUUACUGCGCGAGCCUGAUCGAUCGAGCACAGAAGAGCAGAGCUCCCUAGGCGGCCGACGCGUUGGGUUUCUAGAAGAGCAGGAGAAAGAAAGAGCUUUGCAGGUGCGUCGCUGAAAUGAGCGAUGUCACCGUCAGGUUCGUGCUGGCCGCCGCCGUCAUGGCGGUGUCGCUGGUGAUGGCCUCGUCGGCCUCACCGUCAUCAUCAUCACCGUCUGCGCCGUCGCACGACUACGGCGACGCGCUGCGGAAGAGCUUGCUCUACUUCGAGGCGCAGCGGUCGGGUCGGCUCCCCUACAACCAGCGCGUGCGGUGGCGUGGCCACUCGGGCCUCACCGACGGGCUGGAGCAAGGGGUGGACCUGGUGGGCGGGUACUACGACGCCGGCGACCACGUCAAGUUCGGCCUGCCCAUGGCCUUCACCGUCACCAUGCUCUCAUGGAGCAUCAUCGAGUACGGCGACCAGGUGGCCGCCGCCGGGGAGCUCGUCCACGCGCUGCAGUCCAUCAAGUGGGGCACCGACUACUUCAUCAAGGCGCACACCGCGCCCAACGAGCUCUGGACCCAGGUCGGGGACGGCGACUCGGACCACUACUGCUGGCAGCGGCCCGAGGACAUGACCACGUCGCGCCGGGCCUACAAGGUGGACGCCGAGCACCCGGGGUCGGAGGUCGCCGCCGAGACCGCCGCAGCCAUGGCCGCCGCGUCCGUCGUGUUCCGGAACGCCGGCGACGCCCACUACGCGCACCUCCUCCUCCACCACGCGCAGCAGUUGUUCGAGUUUGCCGACAAGUACAGGGGAAGGUACCACGAGAGCGUCCGGGUGGUGAAGAGCUUCUACCCGUCGUCGAGCGGGUACAAGGACGAGCUGCUCUGGGCGGCGCUGUGGCUGCACCGCGCCACCGGCAGCCGCCGGUACCUCGACUACGCCGUCGACAACGCCGACGACUUCGGCGGCACCGGCUGGGGCGUCUCGGAGUUCAGCUGGGACAUCAAGUACUCCGGCCUACAGGUCCUCGCCUCAAAGCUGCUGCUGGAGGAGAAGGACCUGAGCUCGGAGCAGCGCUUGGUACUUGAGCAGUACCGUUCCAAGGCGGAGUUCUACGUGUGCUCCAACAUGAACAAGAACCCCGGCGGCGCCGCCCGCAACGCGCCCCGCACCCCGGCCGGCCUCCUCUUCAUCCGGGCCUGGAACAACCUCCAGUACGUGACCAACGCCGCGUUCCUCAUCACCGUGCACUCCGACCUCCUAUCCUCUCUCGGCGAGCCUCUCCGCUGCCUCCCCGACGACGACGCCGACACCUCGGACACCGGCGGCGAGGCGGCGGCGGAGGUGGUCGUCCCCGCCGCAGAGGUGCUGGCGUUCGCCAAGUUCCAGGCGGACUACAUCCUGGGCACGAACCCGGCGGAGACAAGCUACCUGGUCGGGUACGGCGAGAAGUACCCGCGGCAGGUGCACCACCGGGCGGCGUCGACGGCGUCGGUGAAGCAGGAGAAGGGGUUCAUCGGGUGCGCGCAGGGGUUCGACGACUGGUACAGCGCCGGCGGGGACAACCCGCACGACCUUGUCGGCGCCGUCGUCGGCGGGCCGGACGGGAAGGACAGAUUCAGGGACGAGCGCGGCAUGUACAUACAUACGGAGGCCUGCACGUACAACACGGCGCCCAUGGUCGGGGUGUUGUCCAGGUUCAUGGAGAUCCAGAGGCAGCAGGGGGAACAAGACCUGUGAUUAGCCCGGUGAUUCAUGCAUGCAUGGUGUUCGCGGUGUUCAUAGGAGGAUUCAUUAACUGAAUAACUGAGAAAGAGAGGGAGAGAGAAAAGUGAUUUUUUUUUUUACUUUUAGGAUGUGGAUGGAUGGAUCGUGGGUGGAUUUGUACAUUCUUUUUGUUGGCUGAUGAUUCA
Messenger RNA from Lolium rigidum, 2171 nucleotides. RefSeq names its product endoglucanase 5-like. The transcript has 3 exons. Lineage: Eukaryota; Viridiplantae; Streptophyta; Magnoliopsida; Poales; Poaceae. The record is from RefSeq and is a predicted model, not a curated record. Bases 388 to 1998 code for a protein of 536 amino acids. Gene Ontology annotation, molecular function: hydrolase activity, hydrolyzing O-glycosyl compounds. Gene Ontology annotation, biological process: carbohydrate metabolic process.